Solanum stenotomum is the source of this 1456-nucleotide messenger RNA. Its product is annotated as sugar transporter ERD6-like 6. Gene Ontology annotation, molecular function: sugar transmembrane transporter activity. The transcript is spliced from 16 exons. Bases 11 to 1441 code for a protein of 476 amino acids. Gene Ontology annotation, biological process: carbohydrate transport; transmembrane transport. The record is from RefSeq and is a predicted model, not a curated record. NCBI's taxonomy places the organism in Eukaryota, Viridiplantae, Streptophyta, Magnoliopsida, Solanales, Solanaceae. Gene Ontology annotation, cellular component: membrane.
UAUUGGCAAGAUGAGUUUCCGAGAGGAUUAUGCCAGCAAUUCAGAUGAGAACUCAAUUCGAAAGCCAUUAUUACUCCCUACGAAAGGGAAAGACGUAACGAGGACGAGUUUUCGAGAUGAUUCUGCUAUCUCUGAGGAUGGUCUCCGGAAGCCAUUAUUACAUACUGGAAGCUGGUAUCGAAUGGGCUCCAGACAGUCCAGCAUGAUGGAAUCAUCAGCCCAAACUCUACGCGAAUCCAUCUCCAUUUAUCUAUGUGUCCUCAUUGUAGCAUUGGGCUCUUUUCAAUUUGGAUUCACUUUGGGAUAUACUAAUCCUGCGCAGUCCAAUAUCAUGAAUGACCUCGUACUUUCAAUUUCAGAGUUUUCGAUCUUUGGAUCUUUAGCGAAUGUGGGUGCAAUGGUUGGUGCAAUUGCAAGUGGUCAGAUAUCUGAAUACAUUGGAAGAAAAGGGACACUAAUGAUUGCAGCACUUCCUAAUAUUAGCGGAUGGUUCGCCAUUUCAAUUUCAAGAGACACAUCAUUUUUAUACAUGGGAAGGUUGAUGGGAGGUUUUGGCGUUGGCAUCAUUUCGUAUGUGGUUCCUGUAUAUAUAUCGGAGAUUUCACCUCAAAACAUGAGAGGAGUUCUAGGAUCUAUUAAUAAUCUUUGUUUAACAGUUGGGAUAAUGGUCGCAUAUCUACUGGGACUCUUUGCGAGCUGGAGAAUGCUUGCAGUUAUAGGAAUGUUGCCAUGCAUGGUUUUGAUACCUGGUCUAUUUUUUAUACCAGAAUCUCCUCGUUGGUUGGCUAUAAUGGGGAAUUUUGAGGAUUUUGAAACUUCGUUGCAAGUUCUAAGGGGAUUUGACACUGACACAUCCUUGGAAAUGAAUGAGAUCAAGAAAUCUGUGCGAUCAUCGAGUAAAAAACCUAGUAUUCAUUUUUCUGAGCUUAAGAGAAGGCGAUACUACUAUCCUUUGCUGAUAGGUAUUGGAUUACUCAGUCUCCAGCAACUCAGCGGCAUUAAUGGUAUCUUAAUGUAUUCCAGUAACAUCUUCAAAUCUGCUGGAGUUUCAUCUAGUAAAGCUGCAACAUUUGGACUCGGGGCAAUUCAAGUUGUUGUCACAGCUAUAGCUGCAUCACUGGUGGACAAGGCGGGUCGCAGAGUACUUCUAAUUAUGUCCUCGUCGUUAAUGACAGUUAGCAGCUUCCUUGUUGCAACAGCAUUCUACCUAAAGAUAUUGCCAGUAGACAUUAAGAGUCUUGGUGGCAGUGUUGCUACAUUGGCAAAUUGGCUAACAUCAUGGGUUGUUACAAUGACAGCCAACUUGCUUUUGAGUUGGAGUGAAGGAGGAACAUUCAUCAUCUAUACAAUGGUAUCAGCAUCAACAGUUGUUUUUGUUAGGAUUUGGGUACCUGAAACCGAAGGGAAAACACUUGAAGAAAUUCAACGUUUCUUCAGAUGAUGCAAACCAAUUCUA